UUCUUUGUCUCCCCUUUUUUUAUACCAAUGAAGGAAUUUUAUUGACCCUCAUCCAAACAAAAAACAAAAAACAAGCGGUUUUUGUAAACACUUAAGAACCAUCCAAAUUAAGCACAAGCAAAUAAACAAGGAAACAUCAUUGUACGUAUUGGAUUCUCUUCAUCGGUUCCCUUCCCUUUCCCUUCACUAACCAAAAACACGCUCCUCUCAAAAUUAUAAGUACUCCAUUUUCAAAUUGAGAUGAGUUUGAGUAUGAGGUACUGCUGCAGCAGUUACGGUCUUCCACCACUUCAAUCUUGCAAAAUCCCGAGUCAUACCCAUCAUGACAGCCAUAUUAUUCCCACCAACACGCUCACAGAACCUACUCAACAUGAAAAUUCUCUUCGCCCCAACUCAAAGAUUAAUACCAAUACUGUUAUCACAUUCAUUGCUGGAAUUACAGCCGCACAAUUGGUUGCUCCAGUCACCGCGAAAGCUGAAAUGGCUGGUUCUGUGUUUGCUUUAGCUGAGGGAACCCUUGGUGACUGGUUUGGAGGCAUUCUAUUUUCAGCGGGACAACAGGCCAACGAAGCAGUUUUGGACCAACUAUCGUCCCUAAGUUUCACUAGUUUGGCUGUAAUUUAUGGGGCAGGGCUUGUAACUAGCCUUUCUCCCUGUACACUUAGUGUCUUACCGCUCACUCUCGGUUACAUUGGGGCAUUUGGCUCUGGUAAAAGUAGAGGACAGGUUAUUGGAGAUUCCGUUGCAUUUUCAUUGGGUCUUGCGACCACAUUAGCGCUACUGGGUGUAGGAGCAUCAUUUGCAGGAAAGGCUUAUGGACAGAUUGGCCAAGGAUUACCUUUGGGUGCUUCUGGUUUGGCUGUAAUUAUGGGUCUGAACCUUCUUGAGAUCAUUGAAUUACAGCUCCCCUCAUUCUUCGAUAGUUUUGAUCCACGUUCAGUGGCUGCCAAUUUUCCAUCAAGUGUGCAAGCAUAUUUGGCUGGGCUUACAUUUGCAUUAGCUGCCUCACCAUGCAGUACACCUGUUCUGGCUACCCUUCUGGGAUAUGUCGCUGCAUCCAAGAAUCCAGUGAUUGGAGGCAGCUUGCUUCUGACAUACACAACAGGAUACAUUUCUCCCUUACUUUUGGCUGCUUCUUUUGCUGGGGCCUUACAGAGUUUGCUUUCAUUUCGCAAGUACUCAGCAUGGAUCAAUCCUGUAAGGUGUGCAAUUUAUGACUGCACCUCUUUGACUCUCAUUGGCAAGCUGUCAAACACAUCGUGAGGUGCUCCACUCGGGGGGUGUUUUUCUUGGCAAGACCCUCAUAUAUCUGUGAGGGGAAAACAACCUGUCAUUUCUCUCUCUAGUAUUGAAGUUGAGUAUUGAAGUUUGACCUAGUUACCUCUUAACCACUUUGGAUUCAGUCCCUACUUCAAGAACUAGGCAUCUCCUACUCACCUUCCACCAUCUAUUGUGAUAAUAUGAUCAUAAUUUCCCUUAACUCACAAUCUUAUUCUUCAUGCUCGAACAAACCACAUGAAGUUGGACAUGUUUUUUGUUAGAGAAUAUGUGCUCAGCAAGCAGCUCCAAGUGUUACAUAUCCCAUGUCAUCAUCAGUGUAUUGUGUUGAUGUUAUGAUCAAAGUUCUUUCUCUCACAAAGUUUGAAGAAUUUAGAACCAAACUCACUGUGUGCGAUUCUUGUCUAUCCCUUUGAUUUAAUUUGCAAGGGUAUUAAAGGAACUAA
Molecule: messenger RNA, 1724 nt
Organism: Lathyrus oleraceus (garden pea)
Lineage: Eukaryota; Viridiplantae; Streptophyta; Magnoliopsida; Fabales; Fabaceae
Product: cytochrome c-type biogenesis ccda-like chloroplastic protein
Exons: 13
Coding region: 241-1263 (340 amino acids)
Biological process (GO): cytochrome complex assembly
Cellular component (GO): membrane
Source: RefSeq, a predicted model, not a curated record